Molecule: messenger RNA, 960 nt
Organism: Phialemonium atrogriseum
Lineage: Eukaryota; Fungi; Ascomycota; Sordariomycetes; Cephalothecales; Cephalothecaceae
Product: kinase-like domain-containing protein
Exons: 6
Coding region: 22-960 (312 amino acids)
Biological process (GO): protein phosphorylation; mitotic DNA damage checkpoint signaling
Cellular component (GO): nucleus
Molecular function (GO): ATP binding; protein serine/threonine kinase activity
Source: RefSeq, a predicted model, not a curated record
CUCACGGCUCCAUCUGGGCUAAUGUCCAGCCUCUUUCGCAUCAGCCAGGUGCUAAAAGGCAAUGCCAGCCAAUACGUGAUCACCCAGCGACUGCAGGAUACAGUAUGGCUUGCAAAAAACCAUCUGCAAGAACUUGUCGUGAUAAAGAGCGUCCAGGGCCACUUUCGAGUGGCCAGCGAGCGCGAGGUUCUCAAACGAUUCAGCGGCCGGUCCCGUUAUAUUCGACCAUUGGUAGACGAAAUCACGGAACCGUCUGAACCGACGACAAUCGUCCUGCGGCACCUGGACGGCCACCUGGGGGUUCUUGAGGCGCUGCGGAUCUUGCCCAGCGAGGGUUAUGUGCACGCAGAUAUCAAGCCCGACAACAUUUUGGUAAACUACCAGUCCAACGACGAGGAGAAUCGCUUCUCAGAUGUGCAGCUUGGUGAUAUGGGGAGCUCCUAUCCCGAGGACCACAAGUACGCUCGAGAGGGGGCUCCAAUCGGCGCGGCAAUCUGGCGCAGCCCGGAAGCCUUGUUCAAACGACCGUGGGACACAAAGACUGAUAUCUGGUCGUUCGGCGUACUGCUCAUCAGCCUUAUAUACGGCGGUGAUUUCAACACCUUUGACCCCCCAGGCGUGCCAUAUAGGUUCAACGACCCAGAGUACGAAUUCGAAGUCUUGAAACGGCAGUUCCAGUUCUUUGGGCCUUUCCCGGGAAAGUACGGAGAGAUCGCAGAUGACGACACGGUCGAGGUGAUCCUCUGGUUGAUGGAGAACCUGCGGGAUAACAUGAAACCGUUCCAUAUGAUCGCUGACCGGGAGAUGUGCCAGAAGGACAAUGAGUUUAUUGGGUGGUUCAUGAAGCUCGAUCCUCGAGACAGACCCACGGCGGAAGAGAUUCUUGAUCACCGGUGGUGGGAUGAUACGGAUGAGCCCUUCAGCCUCCCGGGCGGACUAUGCCUUGAGCGGGCGAUAUGA